AUGGCGAAGGUGUUCCCAGUUCUUCUCAUGUUGCUUGCAACGAUAUUUUCUUUGAUUGUCAACAUAUUCAACAAACUCACGACUACCAGUGGUAUGUCAACUUCCGUUCUCACCGCAUACCGAUUCAUAUUUGGAACCAUGUUGCUAGCUCUUUUGGGCAUUUACAAAUCAUGGGGAAUCCGACACAAUCUGACAUGGAAGCGGAUAUGCCUUAUAUUUAUGUGUGGGUUGUUUGGGGGUCCUAUGUAUCAGAAUUUGUACUUAGAGAGCUUGCGUUUUACGUCUGCGACAUUUGCCACAGCCAUCAUCAACCUUACUCCUGUUGUCACAUUCAUACUUGCAAAAAUUCUCAGGUUAGAGAUCUUAGAACUUAGAACAUUAACUAGGAAAUUAAAAACAAUUGGGAUCAUAUUGAGCUCAGUGGGUGUUGAGCUCCUCACUUUCUAUCACCACAUGGAGAUCAACAUCGAGUCGAUCAAAUUUGACCUACUCUCCCACGUCAAACAUGAGAUGGAAGAGAAUCACAAUUUGGUGUUGGGAUUAGGUCUAGUUGUAAUAGCCACUCUGUGUAACGCAAUCUCCUUGAUACUUCAGAAGAAGAUUGAGGAUGAUACCAAGGGCAUUUUACUAAUCCCCUCUUUGAUCAAUGUAAUGGGUGCAAUUCAGGCUACUAUAUAUGCCCUAUGUGUGGAGAAGGAUUGGGCCCACUGGAAGCUGGGAUGGGAUAUCAGACUUUUGGCUGCACUUUUUGUGGGAGUUUGUGGGUCUGGGGUGAAUACAACAAUCAUCACAUUUUGUGUUUCUAAAAUGGACCCAGUAUUUGUUUCUGCAUUUAGUCCGAUGAGCCUCAUGCUAAUGGUAGUAAUUGGGUCCUUGCUGCCGAACGAGAAGCUUUAUUUGACAAGCUUGAUAGCAAUAGUGAUAAUAAUAAUUACCAUAGUGAUGCUACUUUGCGGAAAACUCAGAGAAAUGCCCGCCCACGCCGAUGCCAAUGCCAAUACCGAUGCCGUUACCGAUGCCGAUGCCGAGCGGUUAGAAGGACCUGAAUUUGUCUAA
Messenger RNA from Cornus florida, 1056 nucleotides. Its product is annotated as WAT1-related protein At1g25270-like. Gene Ontology annotation, cellular component: plasma membrane. Gene Ontology annotation, molecular function: transmembrane transporter activity. The transcript is spliced from 7 exons. Bases 1 to 1056 code for a protein of 351 amino acids. Lineage: Eukaryota; Viridiplantae; Streptophyta; Magnoliopsida; Cornales; Cornaceae. The record is from RefSeq and is a predicted model, not a curated record.